This is a messenger RNA of Meira miltonrushii, 1482 nucleotides long. RefSeq lists its product as uncharacterized. The record is from RefSeq and is a predicted model, not a curated record. Lineage: Eukaryota; Fungi; Basidiomycota; Exobasidiomycetes; Exobasidiales; Brachybasidiaceae. The transcript has a single exon. Gene Ontology annotation, biological process: DNA replication; DNA replication initiation. The annotation marks the transcript as partial. Gene Ontology annotation, molecular function: DNA binding. Gene Ontology annotation, cellular component: alpha DNA polymerase:primase complex.
AAUUCGUCCAACCAAAGUCGCGUAUCACUUGCAAUUGGAACAAAUCCAAAAGCAUGGAACUAUAGAUACAUGUUUGAGAGACCGGGAAUGAAAGGGAAUGCGUUAGACGAUGCGAUUGAAAAGAUGACGGAAACAAUCUUGUCCACGUAUGGAAUCAAAGAUGAAGAUUUGGUUGACCCUGCAAGCUCAUCGCAAGAGAGUGUAUACAUUGUUGGAAGGAUUGCACCAGUGGUACAGAACGAAGCAAAGAUCGUGAACGGAAAACCCAAACAACCCAAACUGUCCGAUGGACUGGUAGUGGAAGUGUCCCGCAGAGUUGGCGGAGCAAGCCGAACUCCAAUGCAUUUACCCAACAAUGUCAAAGUUCGAGCUUUGCCUACAUCUGACGGACAGGGCAUUCCUCAUCCAAGUACGACUGGUGGUCAACUUGCCUUAUUCCCUGGUUUGAUCGCCGGUUUCAAAGGACGAAAUGGAGGAGGAGAUGCUUUUCUCGUUGAAGAGAUCUUGAUGCCACCCUCGCUUCCGUUGCCAGAAACGGAAGUGGUGGAUUUGCUUGAGCAUCAACACGCUGCUGGAAAGUUGAAGGGCGAGCCGAUGAGCAUAUUUGUGGCAUCAGGUCCCUUUACGCUGGAUAACGACCUAAACUUCACACCGUGGCACAGACUUUUGGACCAAAUCGAACAACGCAAGCCAGACGUGGCAUUGUUUAUGGGUCCUUUCCUGCCCGUCAAUCACAACUCGCUUCUUGAUCCCAAUCUUACGCAAUUGCCACAAGAAUUGUUUGAGAAUCACAUCGGAUCUAGAUUACGCCGUCUUUGCGAUUCUUCUGCUCGUACAACGGCCAUCUUAUUACCCAGCACUCGGGACAUCGUUCAUCCUCAUGCUGCUUGGCCCCAACCGAUGUUUGAUAAGACAAUGCUUGGCAUUCACAAGCGUGUCAAAUGUUUGCCAAAUCCAUGCAUGUUCAGCAUUAACGAGGUGAUCUUUGGUAUUUCAACGGCGGACGUCUUGCGCGAUUUACGUUCGGAUGAAUUGGUAUUCAACGUAACGGUAGACGGAGAAAAGAAUGACGGCAGUACACCAACAAGAACACGAGAUGCAAUGGCACGUUCAAUUCGUCAUGUAUUGCAUUCACGUCAUUUUUACCCACUCUUUCCUGCUUCGACCGCAACAGAUUUACCUUUGGAUGUUUCUCAUGCUCAUUUAGCCCAAUUCACAGACGUUACGCCAGAUGUUUUGUUGUUGCCCAGCAUUUUGACGCCUUUUGCCAAGAUCGUCGACGGAACCGUGGUUGUCAAUCCAGGUUUGACGGCAAAAGGCAAUAAUGACGGAAAAGGUUCGUUUGCUUGUUUGCAAGUCAAGCCUAUGCCUAAACAAGAUUUGCAAAACGUCAUCCAGCAAGACUCAGAAGCCGAUACGGAGGGUACAAGAUGGCAAAAUGCAUUGUAUGAUCGCACACGAGUCGAUAUUACCAGAAUCUAA